Tripterygium wilfordii is the source of this 1531-nucleotide messenger RNA. RefSeq names its product protein UPSTREAM OF FLC. The transcript has 8 exons. The coding region runs from base 89 to 1390 and encodes 433 amino acids. Lineage: Eukaryota; Viridiplantae; Streptophyta; Magnoliopsida; Celastrales; Celastraceae. The record is from RefSeq and is a predicted model, not a curated record.
AUUUCUCACAGAUCGGGAUAAGUAUAGGAGCUGAUCUCCAGAGGAAUUAAAGGGCAAAAAAAUUGAAGGUGGAGAAGAAACUUCUAAUAUGAAUCCAAGAGAGUUGGAAUUGAGGGGAAGGUUGGUUUACAUGAAGAACAGAGGAAGAAAAAGAUUGACAAUGGAAGGAGUGGCCAAAGGUGGUGGUGGAGGAGGAGGAUGUGAAGUGAGACGUAUUCACAUCAUUUACUUCCUGAGUCAUAUGGGUCGGAUCGAGCAUCCACAUCUCGUUCGGGUUCACCAUCUCCACCGCAAUGGCGUCUACCUUCGAGAUGUCAAGAGAUGGCUUGCAGAUUUGAGAGGAAAAGACAUGCCAGAAGCAUUUGCUUGGUCUUACAAAAGGAGAUACAAGAAUGGCUAUGUGUGGCAAGAUUUACUAGAUGAUGAUCUGAUUACCCCAAUCAGUGACAAUGAAUAUGUCCUCAAAGGAUCCCAAAUCAACACCACUCUCCCUUCUCAUUUUGAUGCUAAGAGGAAAUCAAUGUCAAAAGAAGAAGACUCACCUGUGCAAGUUGAAGUAGAUGGAAUGCAGCCACAGCAAACUUCACCAGCCGAAGAAACCGAAAAACCGGGCGAUACACAAACUGGUUCAUUCACUGCACCACCCGAGAUUUAUGAAGAGUCACAGGUAUUUGGCUCAGAUAGGUCGACGGUGACGGAGGAUUCAAUGAGGCAUGAUGAACGUGCUGCAAUCGAAAAGGACAACCACGAACAGAGCGAUAAAUUCGAGAAUCUUUCCUCGUCGUCUUUCUAUGCCAGCCUGUUGAACAAGAAGAGCAAGAAAAAGGGUAACAGCAAUAAGAACUAUGACAGCAUGAGCUCAAACACAUCAUUCUUACAGGAUUCACCGAUCAGGAAGAGUAGAAAGAGCAAUUCAAUGGGAGCUUCUAAUAUGAUCCGUAAUUUCAUUACUUGUGGUACUGUUGAUACAAAUGAUGCUGUAUUGGUGUCUAUCAAUCAAAACAACAAAGCAUCUUCUGAUCAGCAUACCACAAACAACAACACCACCAGCAGCAGCAACAAGAACUGGAAUCAGCAGAAACAAAAAAGUUCUCGGAGAAGUUUUGAAUCAAAGAAGCAGCAGCACCAGCAACAGCAACAGCAGAAAGAGAACGGAUUCGGCGAGCCAAAGGAAGUUCCUGCUGCCUACAAGCCGGUGGGCGGACCGACUUGCUCGCAAUGUGGGAAAAUAUUCAAGCCAGAGAAAAUGCACUCACACAUGAAGUCAUGCAGCGGAAUGAAAGCAAUGGCAAAGACAGGCAGAGUAUCGAUCGAAAAGAAGAUGCUACUGCAGAGACGAGAUGAUUCGUUGUACGAGGAAUGCAACUCUGGGUAUUUUUUGACCAACUGAAAGAUUUUGAGUACAUAUAGUUGUUUUCCUGUAUUAUCCAGGAAAAAGUUCUUGGUAUUUCACAUUUCAGACCAGCUGAAAGCAAAUUAGAUGAAUAUGAAUAAUCAAUUAGUACUUCCCUUAAGAGUCAGAAUCCCAAUA